Messenger RNA from Cryptomeria japonica (Japanese cedar), 1911 nucleotides. RefSeq lists its product as uncharacterized. NCBI's taxonomy places the organism in Eukaryota, Viridiplantae, Streptophyta, Pinopsida, Cupressales, Cupressaceae. Bases 283 to 1203 code for a protein of 306 amino acids. The transcript is spliced from 5 exons. The record is from RefSeq and is a predicted model, not a curated record.
UAAAUACAUCGCAAGGAAAGGAGGGAAUGAGCCGGCAGCUUGCCACGUGGCAUGAAGUGCCACAGCCCAUCCUACGGAUUUUAUUUCUUCACCAAUACAGCCCAUCCAACUCCUCUUCUUCAUUCGCAUUCAGCGCUGGAAAAAGCACCCUAAACACCCAACCAUGCUGGUGGCAAUCUUCAUGUCCACCCACAAAAAUAGCAGGGAAACAAUGUCUAUUUAAGCCUUGUUGAGUAGCCCUACUGAGUUUUAUCAGCAGCAGAAGCAUUUGUAGCAACAGCUAUGGAGUGGUCAAAGAAGCGCAGCAGAGAUUUUACAGCAGAAGAAAUGGAAGCAGCAGAUGCUCUGCUAAGGCUUUGUCAUUUGGGUUGCUUUUAUGUUCAGUGGGCAGUCAAAAGGAGGCGAUCUGCUAUCGCUAGAGGUGGCUUUAGUGACACCCGCAUUACCCACCAAUCCAAACUGGCCAACAGAAGUCCCUCCACGCCGCUUGGCUUAUCCUGGAGUGAAAGUGAUGAGUUUGAUGAGAGAGCAGGUGGGCUACCGUCGUCUUCAAAGGAUAUGAGUGUAAAAAAUGUACCUCGGAGAAGGCUGCCUAAGAAAAAGACACAUAAGGAAUUGAAAGAAAUGGUGAAUACGCUCUCUUUAGAAAAGAGUAGAUUGAAAAAGGAGGAAGAGCAAUUGAUGAAAACCUAUCAGGAGCUACGAGAGUGGAACCAUCAUUUAAAAACAGAGUUAGCAGCCCGCCUUAAUCAAAGGCAAGAGCAAAAGCUGCUCUCCACUCCCCAGCCAACAUCAUCUGAUAGGGGUUCAAGCCAUGGUACAGAAGCUUUUGUUUCUGUUGAUGAUUCAUCGAGACAUAAUGAACUUAACUCAUCUGACCAUUUUGUUGGCACAUUUGCUUUAAGCACCGUGCAUGAUGAACCUCUGCAUGUUGGAGUGCCCAUUUAUCCACAUGAAAUUGAAUCUUCAUCCGGGUCUGAGAAUGGGGACUCUUCAAGACCUACCAAGGAUCCUUCCUGUUUAUUAGGCCUACCAGAUCUGAAUGCUCCUACCGAAGCUAUGUGUGAUACAGUUCCAAAUGGUUUUCAUGAAGAAAUGCUUCUUUCAAGGAAUAAAGUUGCUGUUGCUGCUGAAGCAAGGAGGCGGAGAAUAGAGCUUACCAGAGUCAAAUAUGCCCAGACACGUAAAGUUCGAUCAAGAUGAAUUAAGUGCAGGCUAUACUCGGUAUUGCAUUAAAAUUUCAGAUGUGAAAUCUGAUGUGUGCUUUAAAUCAUGCAUGCUUCUAUGUUGUCUUCUCCCAUCAACAAAAGAUUUUGCAGUGUAGGUUUAGUUCUUGGAUUGAUUCAGUAAGUACAGAGUUUUGUAGAAUGGAAUUAGUCUAUUAGAUGUCAAAGAAUGCUGCAUAGUUGGCUAAAUAGGAAUUAAAUUAAUUGAUUGAAAUUAGUCGGAAUUACUCAAGGACUUAGGCAGUAGACACAUUUGUUUAAUGCUGGUUAAGGUGGAUGGUAGCUGCAAAUGGGGCAAACCAUGCUGGUUCUGAGCUCUGCAUUAACUCGUUGAGAGAGGAUAUGCAUUCUCCAUAGAUAUCUGACAAAGCAUGCAUUUGAAUAUAUGAGGACAAAGUUGUCUUCAAUGAGCUGCCCAUCACAGUAUGUAGGUAGUAUCUAGCUAUGAAUUGCAAGUCUGGGCAUAAAUUUAUGCCCUGUAUACGAACUUUCUUCUCUCUCAGUCUUCUAGAGUCCAGAGGGUAUAAAUAAGAUAUUCAGAAUCCUUAAUUUGUAUUUUAAUUACCAAUUUUGUUUUUCACAACUUGUGAGAAAAUAUGGUCAUUGCAAGAGAGGCGCAAUUGAAAGUGUCGUAAGAAAUAAAGAGCGAAUGCACCUAGGAGAUUUGGUCUCCAUUUUAGCAUCA